AUGGUGGUGAUUUCUCGCUUUCGCUCUCUCUGGGGCAUUGAGCCCGGUCCGGACCAGGCGGAGUGGAAGAAGAAGUUCGUCGAGCUCAAGGCCCACGGCUAUGCGGGCAUUGAGAUUGAUUUUGCUGGCAUGACUCCCGAUCAGCUCCAGCUGCUACAGAACAACUGUGACGAGGUAGGGUUGGAAAUCAGCGUCCUCCUGUUCUCAUCGUGGCCACAAUACGUCGGGCCUCGCCCUCGAGGCUUAACCCCAGACCGGCAUGUCGACUUCUUUCGAGACCAACUUCGCUUGGCCAAAAUUCUGAAACCAACCCUGAUCAAUGCCCAAUCCGGAGCGGAUUACUGGACCUGGGACGAGUCCGUGUACUUCUACCAACGGGCCCUCCAGGUCGAACAGGAGGAAGGACUGCAAGGCAAAGUUUGCCAUGAAACGCACCGCAACCGAUCUCUCUUCAACCCAUACGCGGCGGACUACAUUCUGCAGAAAGUACCACAGUUACAAGUGACGGCCGACAUCUCCCACUGGGUGGUGGUGUGUGAGAGGCUCCUGGAUCAGGGCGAGGAGGAUCAGGAAAUUCUCACCCGCAUCAUUCCACAUGUCCGUCAUAUCCAUGCCCGCAUGGGAACCACGCAGUCGUCCCAGUGUCCCGAGCCGCUCCACCCGGCCUUUGCUGCCGAGCGACAAUUCUUCGAAAGCCUCUGGCUGCGGAUUGUGCAACAUCGACAGCAGACUGAGCCGGACUGCCGCCUUACGUGGGUUCCGGAAUACGGACCAUUCCCGUAUCACCCCAUCGGUACGGCUCAAACCCAUGGCGAACUGGCAGAUAGCGAGGGGAAACGACUCGACGCGCUUUUCCAGAAUGCUCUUACCCAGUAG
Messenger RNA from Aspergillus ibericus CBS 121593, 876 nucleotides. Its product is annotated as sugar phosphate isomerase/epimerase family protein. Lineage: Eukaryota; Fungi; Ascomycota; Eurotiomycetes; Eurotiales; Aspergillaceae. Bases 1 to 876 code for a protein of 291 amino acids. The transcript is spliced from 7 exons. The record is from RefSeq and is a predicted model, not a curated record.